GCUAACCGUCGGGGGGUGCAGACGUGUUGUGCCAUUAAAAUUCUAAGUACGUUUUAAGUGUUAACUUAAGUUGCGUGUUAGUUAGAUUCUGUUGUGAUUAUGGAUGUUGUUUGUGGAUUUCACUCAGAACGUAGCAUGGCCUGAAGAAUGUUCCGCACGGCGUCAGUCGAAGGCUCCGGGCCGAGGACGCCACCAGCCUACGCGCCACAUCCCCCCUAUGUCCCCCCUCGACUAUUCCCCCCUCGAAUUCGACCACCUCCACCCCAGUACUGCUUCGACGCAGCCCGCUUCGCCUGCGACGCGUCAAAGCCCAGAUACCUCGACGUGGAAAGGGAAAGACUUGUCACAAGAUGGCUGGCAGAAGCAAACGAAGCGCUGGUCCGCAGAGAUAGACCUCCUCGCUACAAACCACGAAGCAGUGAAAGAAGACCGGACUACUUAGAGCGGAGACCCAAUGCGCCAGAGUGGGCAGACAACUUUCUACUCGGAAGACGCAAUGGUUCCCUCGAACCAGAAGAAGAUUGUAGUGAAUUGUUGACGUUGAAAGAGUUUGUGGAUAAGUUUUCUUUACCUCGUGUGGUUAAGGUGGAAGGUGAGGAUAGGGCUGUGCUAUUGUAUCGAGUGCUGGAAGCUCACAGAAGAGUGGAAGCUGUUCCUCUGUCAGGAAAGAAAGGGAAGCUCGUGGGAAAACCGUUAUAUAUUCCUGAAUCGUAUGAUGGUUGGUUCUCUGCGUGCGGAUGUCGGGGUGGCGCCCUGGCGACUCCUCGGGGCUCCAUAUCGUCACUGCUGAGAAACAGAGCCUUCGCCCUCGUGUCUCCCCGUGCCAUAUCAGCGUACCGUGCUCGCCCUACCUCAGAUACUGGUAGAGUGGGAGGUCAGUACGAGCGGGCGGCCACAAGACCAGGAACACCUCUGCGGUUAGCUGGUGUGUUUGCUGACGGAAGCAAGGCCAAGGCACCGAAAUAUGCACAACUCAUUGACCCACAAGGAAAUGAAUUGUUCGUGCCAAUCAACACAAAGGGAGAACUGUACGAGGUAUGCCCAGAGGAGUUGUCUCCAGUGGAGUGGGAAGACACCACGGAUUCUGCCCCGGCGCCCGAGGUGGGGGCACGUGCUCAUCGACUGCCCCAUCUCUUGAGCCUGUGGCGACUGCCCACCAGAGUGCGACUCCUGGCAGGCACUGUUCCAAUUGAAAUGGCGCAUGAUGUAGGAGAUGACCUUCUGCUACGGGCAGCUGUCACAGAACCAGUACUUGUCAUGUGCACGUUGCCUGAGUAUACCUCAUUAUCAUCCAGUCCCAGUAAGCAAGUUGAUCCUCGCUAUCAUGCAAAAGAGACUCUACAACUUCUCCCUUUAAAUGGCAAUAUCAAAGUACGCCGUACUCAGCUUGGCUUUGAAAGCGAGAAGAGAAUGUUCCUGUCAGCGCGUCUCCAGAAAGCUCUAACCUUCUGUCAACUGAAUGUUGACAACUGGAUCAGACAGAUCUCAUAUGCAACCUCAACCGUCGUCAGCAAAGCGAAGACGGCUGAAGAUCUCAUAAAGGAAGACCACGAACCGGUAAAGUUUGAAAAAGAAAGAAAGUUCACACUACAAGGCUUGAAAAUUGAUACAACUAGACUUUUUGGAAAAAGUGAGAAAGUUUUAAGAGAUAUCCCAGAUGAAACAGAAGGAUCUAUUAUAUUUUUAAGUAAAAAUGAACUAGAGCAUAUGAAUUACGACGUUUACAGCGACGAUGAAGGAAAAGAUGAAAAAACGGAAAGUAAACUCGAACACGAAGGGUUUUCUAGUGAGAAAAUGCACGUGUUCCGGGAAGAUGGCGCUCAGAAAAAGAGCAAGUGGUUUAAAAAUUUAAAACUUCUUAAAAGUAAUGCUACACUAGACAGUAAGAUAUCGGCCAUCGAAAAUUCAGAUCGACAUAAAGAUAUUAAGGAUCCGUUUGAUCCUUUAGGAGAGAAACAUAGUUCUAUUGAGCGUUACCAAGAUAUGGCCAAAUUAAUAGAAGAUAGAUUUGGUGGGUUACGGAAAAACGAUGGCACUGCUGAAAAGAGUCACUCUUAUAAAAGCUUAACUACAUCAUCCUCUGAUAUGGGAACGAGUCAAUGCAGCUCAAGCCACAAAAAACCGAUACUUACUAAAUCAGUGUCGGUUCAAACUGGUAUACCUGACAGUUCUUGUAAUGAGGAAGAUAGUGGCAUCGAAAUGAAACAUGGUCGGAAAAAUCUAAGCGUAGACCAAAUUAACUACUGUGGGUCCAUGGAAAGUAGCUCUAGUUCUGGCAGAAAACUGAAAUCUCUCGAUGAGAAUUUAUUGAAAAAGUCAGCCGCUACAAAAUCUUCAACACACCUUGAAAGGAGGCAAAGGAUUCAACCUGACUUAAUUCCAGAAAAGUCUAUGGUGAAAUCAGAAUCUUACAAUCAAAUACAGAGUUGUGAAGAUAUCAAUAUGUUUGGCGCUGGUUCUCUUUACAAUGACAAUGAUUUUGAAAUUAAUUAUAAACAACAUUCAUUCAUCACUGAAAAACUCUGUUCUGAAUUCCAUGUAAAAACUAAACGAGUUUUAAGCAAAUCAACAUCAAAUUUAAUUCAUCCCAAAAAACCCAGUGACAAAAAAGACGAAAAUAAUAGCAACAGUAUGCCAACGAAAACAGAGCGUUCUGAUGACAACGAGAGGGUUGUUAACUUCAGAAAAAAGUUUGAUAAGCCAAGAGCACCGACACCUCGAUCUGAAGUUGACGAAGAACUCAUUUCGAGAGAUAUAUCGGAAGAAGAACGUCAUAUUCAAAAGAAGGUCAGACGUUCAAUUUCUUCAAUACAAAAGAGGAAACUUCCAGUUAUUGAAGAUUUGCCGUAUGGUAAAGUAGCCGAUGCUGUUGACGACGAAGAAGAUAGAAUAGAAUUGGAUUUAAGUACAGACAAUAUUUACGCAGAAAUAUGUACACCAAACGGUAACAGAACUAGUGAAGAAGAUAACUACGAUUCAAAUGUAGAUAUCUUAGCAAAUGACCCUGUGAUUUGUAAUGUUAAGAAAGAGUUGAUUACUCGCAAUGAUGAAAGAGCGAGACAAAUAGAAAAUCAAGAGAAUUCCGUCAGGCAUAUUGAGGUUGUUGUUAUUGAGAAAGCUACUGAUUUAAAUUUUGAUAACUCUAGUAUAGCAUCUAGUGAAAUUGAUGACACGGGAAGUAAGAAUGAAGUAUCAAUUAUAGAUUCCUGGGAGCGUGAUAAUAGCACGCACGUGGAAUCAAAACUACAUGCGAUUCGAUUAGAAAUUACUAGUAAUAUGGAUGAAUUUGAGGACCAGAGGACAAGCUUAGAUCACCCCUGUGUUCAUUUAGGUAAAGAGAACGCUGUAAGUUUUAGUAAUAGUAUCCAUUUGAAUGGUACAUAUCCCAACGAGGCCAUUUACGAUACUUUAAAAUAGUUUCUGUAAGUUGUAAUUUGUAAGUCAAUAAUAUGAUAAUUUUAGUCAAUAUUAGGUCGCCUUCCGGUGUUGAUAAAUUGCUUAUUACCAUAGAAGUAAUACCUUUACCUAUAUCUUUCACUGAUUUAUAUAGCCCACUUAUUAUAUUUAAGUAGAUGUUGUUUGUACGUGCUAAGUAAUAAUAGCCUCUUGUUAUUACGACAUAUUUUUUUUAUUUUUUUAGUUUCCACAAAUUAAACUUACAUAAAAGGCGACCUAUUUUAAAGGUUGUAUUAUAUUAAUAACGACAAUUAGUGUUUUUCUAUAAGUUUUGCACCUAUUACAUAAUUCAUUGAUAUUGCAACUAUCACAACAUUAAUAUCUAGUCGGUUACAAAUGAUGUCAUACUUACCCAAAUAUAUGUAUAUAAAUAUAUUAAUUAUAAACAUAGACAUUAUUUGAAAUUAUCAUAUUUAUAUAUAUUAUAUAUUAAUUGUAUUCAGAUAUUAACAAUAAUCAGACGUAUAUAUAUUGUUUAAGUUGCAGUUUAUGUUUUUAAAUAAGACUAUUGUUAUAAAACAAUUGUAAAAUUACGAUUUAAACUUAAAUCAAAUCAAAUUAACUUUAUUCAUCUACAUGAUGAAUAAAGUUAAUUUGUGUGUGUCAUUUCCUUGACCUACGUCAAGGAAAUGACACUUUUGAAUGUCUAAAGUUUUUUCUCUUUCUAAAAUUACUACAGGCAAACAUAUACAAACCUACAGACUUAGAGAAUUUAUACGUCUAGAUAGACUAUAGCUAAGCUCUAUUUUGAGAAAUUCGCGCACACUAACACAAAGUGUCAUACAAAUCGCGAGUGUAAGACGUAGCUUGUCACUGUCACGCAUACUAAACUAAUAUUUCUGGUUUUUAUCAGCUGCCUAAAAGCAAGCUAUAUUUUUCUUCGUUUUGUAAUUCCUAAUCCUAUUAUUUAUUAAAACAUCUUAAUAUUUAAUAAGCAAUGCAAAAGAACACCACCAAUACUGAUACACACGGACGAGUAAAAAAAGAAGGACUCCGCGCCGUGAUAUUAGCAAGUGAAGCACCGUUAUGCUAGAUUGUGUGCGGUUACAGGGGAUACUAGUUACCUACACAAUUUUUUCUCCCUUAAAUAAUCAUAUAUGGCCAUAAAUACUUAUAUAGUGUCGUUUUUACACUUUUUCACAACGCACGACGUCAUUUUUAAAAUCUGAUCUGUCACAGACGAUGACAGUUCUCAUAAUGGCUGCCUAUCGGCCUGUAGUAGUGUAAGUGUAUGCGUGGGGCUAUGUUAUUAUAUAUUUACACGUUAAUCGGCUUGUUUUGGUGCUACACUGUUAUGUAAGGUGACACGGAGUCCUUAUUUUUUUACUAGUCCGUUACCGACAUUAUGAAGAUACAUGAUAUCACAUAAAUUUUCCGAAAGUAAUUAAUAAUUAUUAUGUAAUAAUGUAACCGACCUAGUGAAUACUUUUACGAAUUAUUUUUAUUGUAUUUGUAGAUAGUAAUCGCAAAACUAAUCCGUAUCGCAAACGUAGUAUCGUUGAUACGUUGGUAUUUAUUGAUUACUUGAUUUUCAAUAUGUUAACUACUAUAUAUUUGCACAUUUGAAAAUGUCACUUUAACACGAGAGGUGGAACUUAGAGUUGUAAAGAUACCACUAUUGUAUACUUACUAUACAUAUCACAUGAAAUUAAUUGUAAAUUUUUUGUAUAUAGUUUAUUUAAGCUAAAUAAGCUCUCUCAAAAUUAGGUCUAAUUUGUGAAAAAUAAAAGCUAUACGAAAUUUUCA
Leptidea sinapis is the source of this 5202-nucleotide messenger RNA. RefSeq lists its product as uncharacterized. The record is from RefSeq and is a predicted model, not a curated record. Lineage: Eukaryota; Metazoa; Arthropoda; Insecta; Lepidoptera; Pieridae. The transcript has 6 exons. Bases 148 to 3417 code for a protein of 1089 amino acids.